Molecule: messenger RNA, 1110 nt
Organism: Salvia hispanica
Lineage: Eukaryota; Viridiplantae; Streptophyta; Magnoliopsida; Lamiales; Lamiaceae
Product: RNA-binding (RRM/RBD/RNP motifs) family protein
Biological process (GO): chloroplast rRNA processing
Cellular component (GO): chloroplast thylakoid membrane
Molecular function (GO): mRNA binding
Source: RefSeq, a predicted model, not a curated record
AUAUCUCAUCAUCUCAUCUUCCCUCCCUUAUCCUUCCCCUCUCUCACUCAUCUCCAGCACUCCACUGAACUCCAAUCAAUCCCACCAUCACCAAAUUGAAUCAAUCCUCCAACAAUGGCCGCCGCAUUUCGAUCUCUAUACUCCCCUCCGGCCACCUCCCGCACUCAUCUCCCGCUACCCAACCACCGCCUCCUUCUCUCCCUCGCCGCCAGCCCUCGCAAAAAAUCCAAUCUCCAUCUCUUCCUCAGCGCUCCGCUCCGUGCCCUACCUUCCAUCCAAUCCGAAUCGCCCAAGGAAAUCGCCGCGGAAUCAGAAGAGGAAUUUUCCACAACGCGGCUGCUCGUCCAGAACGUUCCGUGGACGUCCACCGCCGACGAUCUCCGCCCGCUCUUCGAGAAAUACGGAACCGUUGUUGAAAUUGAGUUUUCAAUGUAUAAUAAAGAGAGGAAUAGAGGUCUCGCGUUUGUGACUAUGGGUUCACCAGAUGAAGCGCUUGCAGCUUUCAACGGUCUUGAAGCUUCGGAGUAUGGGGGUAGAGUGUUGAAGCUUAAUUGGGCUAAGCCGAAGAAACCGAAGCAGCCCUCUUCCACGCCGCGGCCUAAGCCAGUGCACAAUUUGUUUGUCACGUUUCUGCCGUUUCAGGCGAGGGCCAAGGACCUCAAGGAGUUCUUCAAUUCUCACAAUGCUAAUGCAGUUUCUGCUGAUGUGAUAUUCCGAGAUAAUCCUAAACGAUCAGCUGGUUAUGGCUUUGUAUCCUUCAACACUAAGGCAGAGGCUGAUGCAGCGCUUGUUGCAUUGCAAGGAAAGGAGUUCAUGGGAAGAAACUUACGCAUAGCACCAAGCAAGAGAUUCUUGAGGCCGGAAACAAAGGCAGCUAUCGAGUCAGGAAAUGAAAGUGAAUCGAACUCUUCUGAGAAACAUGAGGAGACGUCAUCUACUGAGGUGGAAUAAAGUGAGGCUGAUUAGGAUGAUGUACAUGUAAUUACAACGGCAUUGGAGUUUUGAGCAGGAAGGUAUGAGGGCCAACUGUAUUAACUGUAUUUCCAACAAGGAUGACUUUGAGGUGUGUAAUGAUCCAUCAUUUCAAGAAGUAAAAAUGAGUUUUGAAUA